ACAAAUAUAAGUGAAAAGCUUUUAAAGAAGAUAUUUAUUCUCGAUCGCGGGAAAAUAAGAUAACAGAAUAAUGAAUCAACAAGGCUUAGAGGAUAUAGAAGUAGCCAGACAAAUGACGACAAAUGGGUGCUUCAGUAAAGCCUUCGACCUGUACAUUAUGGCCUUUGAGAAGAAUGCAGCUAUCAAAUCAGCAUAUGAAAGUGAAUUUCGUUUAGUGAUGACUCAAUUGAAUGAGGUUUUGAUGACAGCCAAUAAAAUGGAAGAUGUAUUUAUCAACUACACACGCGCGCUAAUGACUUUUCCUAACAGCAUUAUAAUAUUAAAUGACAUGGGCAAAUUCCUUUUCAAAUGUGGAUUCUACGAGAAGGCUUGGGAACAUUUUGAGGAGGCGCUUAAUAUAGACUAUACCUUUGUUAAUGCUGAAAAAAAUUUUAACUCUCUUAAAAAUCUACUUGUUGAGCGCUGGCACUUUAGGAUGCUAAAUGACAGAAUCAGAAAUGAAACUUACCGCGCCGCAAUACAUGAGUCAGUUAUACCUCAUGUUGACACCAUUCUGGACAUGGGAACAGGCACUGGUUUGUUAACAGUUUAUGCUUCUGAAUGCUCUCCGAGAAUUAUCACUGCUUGCGAUGGAUCGAAAGUAAUGAGUGACUUGGCAACUGCAAUUACCCAAGAAAAUGGGUGUGAACACUGUAUCAUUGUGAACAAACUGUCAACAGAAAUGCAGUUACAUGAAGCAGGGGGCAGGAGAACACUGUUACUUACAGAGGUGUUUGAUGCAGGAUUAUUUGGGGAACAUGUUCUUCAAUCUCUAAUCCAUGCUUGGGAAAACUUGCUGACAGAUAAUGCCAGGGUCAUUCCCAGCAAGGCAGAGUUCUUUGUAAUAGGUGCAAAGUGUGAUUUUUUGCAUAAAAGAUAUCAGCUGUGUUCAUCAAUUAAAAGCAUUCUAAAUGUUCAAAACUUGAAUGUGCAUGUUUUGACCUUUGAUGAGACAUAUGAUUGUGAAGAUGUGCAUUUUUAUGGAGAUGAUAUCAAGUACAUAACCGAGGCCAAGUCUCUGGUAUGUGUGGACUUCAACAACUGUCAGGAGUUGAAAAACCUAUUAGAGAUGGACCAUUAUGAGGUUGAAUUGGUGGUUCAAGAAACUGGUGAGAUUAAUACUGUGAUUGGCUUUUUUAAUUUAUAUUUGACAGAUAAUGUUACUGUAACAACUGACCCUAGAUCUGACAGGAGAGCUAAUGCAUGGCAACAGGCAAUCUUUUAUGAUAAAAUUCCUGUGCAGGUGGUGGAGAAUGAUAUCAUCCCAAUGUAUUUUUCACUGAAUGGUGGCAAGUUGACUAUGUAUAAAGAUGAUACUAUAGUCAGGAUUUCUCCAGAAACAAUCAGAUUCUUAAAUGACAUUGAAUAUGUAAAUACAAUAGCUGGGUGUAUUGGCACCACUUGUAUCUAUCUUGGACAGAUGGCUGAAAUGUCACAAAUAACUGUAGUCGAUUUGUGUCCAUUUCCAGUGUUUGGCCUGUAUCUCCUGAUGAGGGGAGCUAAGUCAUUGACUUGCUGUGCUAAAACUGAUAGUGAUAAAGAAUUUUUUGAAAUAGUUUUUAAGAGCAAUAAUAUUCCUUUAUCAAACAUUACGAUUUUGAUAGGAGAUAACUGGUCACAAGAAGGGUUCAAGGAUGAAAAGUUCCAUGCUAUAUUUUGCAAUAUAUUUGAAGUUUGUGGUGAAAUUGACUUGCGCUUGAAGGCAAUGGCUGAGCACUUGAAACAGCACCAUCUAAUUCAGGAAGGCCUUUUCUUACCUGCCAGCAUAAAACUGAUGGGUCAAAUUGUUAAGAGUCACUGGCUGGAUAUAAACAAUAAAUUGUAUGAUGAGAAUGUCAGCAAUUAUAAGAUAUCUAAGCACUUGAACCCAUACCAAGUAACACAGAAUUUUUGUAUUGACUUCAGCCAUUUAGAGUACACUCCAUUAUCAGAGGUCUGUGUGCUUGGAACAAGUGAUAGUACAGAGGGUGUUGAAGUUAUAGAUGUUCCAAUAAUAAAAGAUGGAUUAUCUUCUGCUGUAUUGUGCUGGUAUUCAAUAGAACUAAUGCAAGAUUUAAAGGAAAUUUCAACCAAUAGGAAAAAUAGUUUCAUUGAUGGAAUCGUAUUUGUUACUGAUCCUAAAAUCCGUCUUCACCGUGGACAAUCGGCUCCAGUAAUGCGAUGCGUCGACUCCGACGGUGCUUUUAAGUUAACAAUGCAUUUAGAGGAGUAGAAGACUCGAUAAACUGUUUCGACCUAUGCUAUGCAGUUAUAAAAUAUCUGAAUGAUCUCAAGAAAUGAAUUAUUUUUUAAGAAUUUUAUCUUCUUUAGAAGAAUGUCUAGUCUUUAUUGAUCAAUGAAUAUAAAUUCUGUCUAAGUAUUUGUAAUAUUUGUAUUUUAGUUUGAAAAAAGUGAUAAGUGGGAUGAUUGGAGCUUAUCUUUUAGAUAGGUACUAAGUAAAAAAAUAUGGACUAAGAAAGACAAUAGGCUAUGAAGAGCUGAAAUGCUUAUGGCCAAGUUUACUGUGCAUACGACAUGCAUGUAGAUGGGUAGAUUAAUUAGUAGAGGCUGCCCCUGUUGCAGAACUGAUCUGUCGCUUUAUAUGGAAGGGCAUGGAUUAUAUAAAAUCUUAUGGGUAUGUGAAAUGUUGCCAACAUCAACAACAGGAUGUGGUAUUCACCUUAAUAUUUUUUAAUACUUGGAAUCACAGAAAAAAUUUAAAAAAAUGUAAUGAAAAAUUCACAGUUCCAACAUUGAAAGCAGUGGUAAAAUCAAAAAACAACUCCAACUCUCCAAUAAUACUUAUUGACAUUGAGAAACAUUUUCAAACUCCACUUUGUAGAUUCUCGUAUAUUAUUAAAUGUGACGUACGAUCGAUGUUAGAUAUAAUCAAUAAACCAUGUCAUAAUAACCAUAAUCAAUAAUAAAAUAGUUAUAACUGUUUAAUCAAAUAAUUUAUCUUUUACCCCGGCCGAAAAUAUUGUGACCCCCACUUGUGAGGGAAACAAUGUCAAGUGUUAGUUUUUUGCUAAUCGUGUUGAUAUCGUUAGAGUCACUUCUCGACCAAAAACCCAAUAAAUCUAAAAAAAACUCAAUAAAAAAUAUGUAUAUGCACAGAGCA
Molecule: messenger RNA, 3139 nt
Organism: Spodoptera exigua (beet armyworm)
Lineage: Eukaryota; Metazoa; Arthropoda; Insecta; Lepidoptera; Noctuidae
Source: the annotation of a GenBank genome assembly